AUGGCCGAGUCGUCCCAAGAGCGCUCCAAGUCGCUUUCUAGCAUCUCAAGCUGGCAUUUUGACAUCGAUCGUUUCCUGAACCCGCUUAUUCCAGCGCCAAGAUGGCAUUUGGUCCCACAGCCCAUCGCUCAUUUCCUGGGCUAUCGAAGUACAACCCCGAAACCGCUGGGUAAUGUCUUGGUUGCGUUUUGGUCUAUGGUCGGUGCCUUUUGCGGUGUGGCCCUGGUGGCCAGCGUCUCCAAGCGGGUGCCCUCAUUCGAGGACCGGAAUGCACCAGCAAUCAUUGGCAGUUUUGGUGCUGCCGCCGUGAUCGAGUUCUGUGCCGUCGACUCGCCCUUUGCGCAGCCACGAAAUGCAUUUUUCAGCCAGAUGAUUGCCUGCUUGGUCGGCGUGGGAAUCUCCAAGCUCUUUGCCCUCAAUCCGAACGCCGAGAUGUAUACUGAACUUGGAGGCGCAUUGGCCUGCGGCGUCACCACGGCCGUGAUGGUCCUGACAAGUACUGUGCACCCGCCGGCGGGUGCAACUGCCCUGCUGGCCGUCACGAAUUCGCAAACUGUGGGCCUGGGAUGGUUCCUAUUCCCGGUGAUGAUUCUGGGAAUCACUCUGAUGCAGUCGGCUGCUCUUGUGGUCAACAACAUCCAGCGUCGAUACCCGUUAUACUGGUGGACGUCGCAGCCACUCUCCCGUUCCCGAGAUGGAGACGUCGAGUCGGACCAUGAGAAGCGAGCCCAAAUCGGGAGCCAUUAUGAAGACAGCCUGACGGACAUUCCUCGACGCCUGGUGGUGGAGCGCAGCGAUGUUUGGGUGCCCGAUGGGGUCUUUUUGUCGACAGAAGAGAGGCAGAUUCUGGACAAGAUUAGCGAGCGGCUGUAA
Molecule: messenger RNA, 873 nt
Organism: Penicillium argentinense
Lineage: Eukaryota; Fungi; Ascomycota; Eurotiomycetes; Eurotiales; Aspergillaceae
Product: HPP family protein
Exons: 2
Coding region: 1-873 (290 amino acids)
Source: RefSeq, a predicted model, not a curated record